AUGUCGAGAAUGGAUGGAUAUUUAAACCCAAGUGCAAUAAAUUAUGAGGAUCGUGAUGCAAAACCGAGUCCUCAUUUUCAAAAACAGAAUCAAGAUGUGAACAGCAGUGAUACAUAUUUAGAUAUGCAAAAUCAGAACCCGAAACCAAAAUCUCAAAAUCAUAUGAGCAACAUUUCUCCAACAAGCCAAGAUGGCUACUUAAAUCCACAUCCGUCACAACAUGGACGAAAAGAAAAAGACGCCUCAAACUCAAAUAUUUUCAAUUUACGAAUCUCUCCUAAACCUGACGAAAUCUUACAUCCUCGAAACUCAGAUCAAAAUCAAAAUAUUCCGCCAAAUAACAGACCAACGAAUCAUCAACCUUCCCAGAAUUCUUACAUCAAUGACCAUCAUGCACCAUUUCAGACUUCCGCGUAUUUAAAUCCUCAUCCGACUCAGUAUGAUCUUGAACGCCAGCAACGCAUAAAUUCUGGAAAAACUAGAUUUGAUUCAGGUGUUGGUGAUUUAGAAAUGAACAAUGUUUCUCCGUUACCUCGUAAUUCAAAGGCGUAUGAAUACAUGGAUUCUCCAAAUCAUUAUGAAGAAGUUCCCACAUUACAAAGACAACCACCUGAUUUACUAGUAGGAAGACCACCUGUAAAUGAUUUAAUCAUAACACAAAGUACAGAUGAUACUGAUGAUAAUACUACAGUCUUUAGAUCUACUACCAAAAGGAAAUAUACCAAUCCACUGUACUCGAGAAUGGUGAGCGUGGCAUCAAGUUUUUUCUCUGAUGAUAAGACUUCCUCCAGUCCAGUAAAACAGGUGGAUCAUUUAGAAAAACAGGUGUGCUGUCAGUGUGUGUUGAUCUUGAUACUAUUAAUAGUAACACUGGGUUCCACAGCUCUGUGUGUUUAUCUGAUGAUCCAAUCAGAAACCUACGUGAGCACUAAUGAACUGUUAUUAAGGAUACAAAAACUUGAAGGAAAUAUGCACAAAAGUUCUGCUCUGAAAGGGAAUAUAUCUGGUGGUGUGGAUUAUAAUUUACAACAAAUCUCGAUGAAUCGAGACCAAAUAGAAUUCACGUAUAAAAACUUAUCGUCUCAACUAAACAGUAUUACUGAUAAUCUUCAACAACAGAUUGAUAAUGUCUCUAAAAUGGAGGGUCCACCAGGAGUGGGGAAUCUAACGGCAUGUUUUUAUAAAAACUUGACAUCCAGUAGUAUAGCUAGUGGUUUUAGUUCAACAACGUCAUACGGCCCUUCUUUAACUGAUUUGGAUACUAAUGUGAUUAUGUCAGCAUCGUGUUUAGUAGUUGGAGGUUUGAGAGCCAAGUUAGAAAUAAACUUUACAGAUGAUAAACUACAGUACAGGUGUAGAUGUGAAGAAAAAAUACCUGGUGCUAAAACUAGAAUUUGUACUUUACACAUGUUAUUGUGUCCUAAAUUUUCCUAAUUAACUGGAGCUCAACGCAUGCUGCUAAUGCGUGUUUUGGAGAAACAAUCCUCAUCAGGACAGCUUACUUAGAAUGGUGGUCAACUUUCUAAAUUUGGCCUUUAGGCUUAUGAGCGGAGUAACCUAAUUCAUUUAACAUGUGUUAAUAUCCUGAAUACUUUUAAUUGACAAGAGCUCAUCUCAUGCUGGUGACAUGUAUUUACUGACACAUGUUUUGUGUUUCUAAAUAUUCUAAACUAGAGCUCAUGUAAUUCAUUCAAUGUGUGUUGAAUCCAGAAUACUAUCAAUUGACUUGAGCUUGUCUCAUGUUGCCGGCACUCGAUUUGGAUCCAGAAUAUUCUGAAUCGACUAGAGCUCAUUUUAUGCUGCUGACACACGUUUUCGAUCCGAAAUAUUAUUAAUCGACUAGAGCUCAUUUCAUACUGCUGACACAUGGUUUGGAUCCAAAAUAUUAUUAGUUGACUCAUCUAGAGCUGGUCUGAUGAUGCUUAAAAAGAUAUAAAUACAGUAAACUCUUUUAGAACAGAAAUAAAUAGCAUGG
This is a messenger RNA of Lottia gigantea (owl limpet), 1975 nucleotides long. RefSeq lists its product as hypothetical. The transcript has 8 exons. Bases 1 to 1434 code for a protein of 477 amino acids. NCBI's taxonomy places the organism in Eukaryota, Metazoa, Mollusca, Gastropoda, Lottiidae. The record is from RefSeq and is a predicted model, not a curated record.